Molecule: messenger RNA, 3488 nt
Organism: Sardina pilchardus (European sardine)
Lineage: Eukaryota; Metazoa; Chordata; Actinopteri; Clupeiformes; Clupeidae
Gene: atp1a2a
Product: ATPase Na+/K+ transporting subunit alpha 2a
Exons: 24
Coding region: 126-3176 (1016 amino acids)
Biological process (GO): intracellular sodium ion homeostasis; proton transmembrane transport; intracellular potassium ion homeostasis
Cellular component (GO): plasma membrane
Molecular function (GO): P-type sodium:potassium-exchanging transporter activity; ATP binding; ATP hydrolysis activity
Source: RefSeq, a predicted model, not a curated record
AGCCACCAGUGUCUGACACGUGUGUGUGUGUGUGUGUGUGUGAGAGAGAGAGACCUGGGACGACUCGUUCAUUUCCCUCAUCCUUCAUUUCAAAGCAGUGGAACCAAGAGAACACAGCUCUCGACAUGGGAAUAGGGCAUGGUCAGGACGUGGACACCAUGCCUGCAAAGGUUGGGAAGAAGAAGAGGAAGGAGAAGGAUCUGGAUGAGCUGAAGAAGGAAGUGGACAUCGAUGACCAUAAGAUCUCUCUGGAGGAGUUGAGCCAGCGUUAUGGAGUUGAUCUGUCCAGGGGUCUGACCAACAAGCGCGCUCUGGAGAUUCUGGCGCGCGACGGGCCCAACGCUCUGACUCCGCCCCCCACCACCCCGGAGUGGGUCAAGUUCUGCAAGCAGCUGUUCGGCGGCUUCUCCCUCCUGCUGUGGACCGGGGCGCUGCUCUGCUUCUUCGCCUACAGCAUCCAGGCCGCCACCGAGGACGAGCCGGCCAAUGACAAUUUGUAUCUGGGCGUGGUGUUGGCAGCUGUAGUCAUCAUCACUGGCUGUUUCUCCUACUACCAAGAGGCCAAGAGCUCACGCAUCAUGGACUCCUUUAAGAACAUGGUCCCACAGCAAGCGCUAGUGAUCCGUGAGGGGGAGAAGAUGCAGAUUAACGCAGAGGAAGUGGUCAAGGGAGACCUGGUGGAGAUCAAAGGAGGUGACCGCAUCCCCGCUGACCUCAGGAUCAUCGCCGCCAGUGGUUGCAAGGUGGAUAACUCGUCUCUAACGGGGGAGUCGGAGCCUCAGACUCGCUCUCCUGAGUUCACCAACGACAACCCUCUGGAGACCAGGAACAUCGGCUUCUUCUCCACCAACUGUGUGGAGGGCACGGCCCACGGUAUCGUGAUCUUCACGGGCGACCACACGGUGAUGGGGCGCAUCGCUACGCUGGCGUCUGGGCUGAGUGUGGGCCAGACGCCCAUCAACCGCGAGAUCGAGCACUUCAUCCACAUCAUCACGGGCGUGGCCGUGUUCCUGGGCGUCUCCUUCUUCAUCCUCGCCAUGAUCCUCGGCUACACCUGGCUGGAGGCCGUCAUCUUCCUCAUCGGAAUCAUCGUCGCCAACGUGCCCGAGGGACUGCUCGCCACCGUCACCGUGUGUCUGACGCUGACGGCUAAGCGCAUGGCCAAGAAGAACUGUCUGGUGAAGAAUCUGGAGGCCGUAGAGACGCUGGGUUCCACCUCCACCAUCUGCUCCGACAAGACCGGAACCCUGACGCAGAACCGCAUGACCGUCGCCCACAUGUGGUUCGACAACCAGAUCCACGAGGCCGACACCACCGAGGACCAGUCUGGCUCUGGCUUUGAUAAGACAUCUCCUACAUGGACGGCUCUGUCUCGGGUCGCUGGGCUGUGUAACCGCGCUGUCUUCCAACCAGGACAGGAGGACACGCCCAUAUUGAAGAGGGACACUGCAGGCGAUGCGUCUGAGUCUGCGCUGCUGAAGUGUAUUGAGAUGUCCUGUGGAUCAGUGAGAGCCAUGCGCGACAGCAACCCCAAAGUAGCAGAGAUCCCCUUCAACUCCACCAACAAGUACCAGCUGUCCAUCCAUGAGCCGGAGGAGAGCCCCAACAGCAACCUGCUCAUCAUGAAGGGAGCGCCGGAGAGAAUUCUGGACAGGUGCAGCACUAUCAUGAUUCAGGGGCAGGAGGUUGCCAUGGACGACGACUGGAGAGAUGCCUUCCAGAAUGCCUACAUGGAGCUGGGAGGACUGGGGGAGAGAGUGCUGGGGUUCUGUCACCUCCCUAUGCCAGUGUCCCAGUUCCCUCAGGGUUUCUCCUUCGACUGUGACGAGGUGAACUUCCCCACGGAGCGCAUGUGCUUCCUGGGCCUGAUGUCCAUGAUCGACCCGCCCCGUGCAGCCGUGCCGGACGCCGUGGGCAAGUGCCGCUCCGCCGGGAUCAAGGUGAUCAUGGUAACCGGGGACCACCCCAUCACAGCCAAGGCCAUCGCUAAGGGCGUGGGCAUCAUCUCCGAGGGCAACGAGACCGUGGAGGAUAUCGCCGAGAGACUCAACAUCCCGCUCAGCCAAGUCAACCCAAGGGAGGCCAAGGCCUGUGUGGUCCAUGGCUCUGAUCUGAAGGACAUGAGUGUGGAGUAUCUGGACGACCUCCUGAGGAACCACACGGAGAUCGUCUUCGCCCGCACCUCCCCCCAGCAGAAGCUCAUCAUCGUGGAGGGCUGCCAGAGACAGGGUGCUAUCGUGGCGGUCACUGGUGACGGGGUCAACGACUCCCCCGCUCUGAAGAAGGCGGACAUCGGGGUUGCCAUGGGGAUCGCCGGCUCAGACGUGUCCAAACAGGCUGCAGACAUGAUCCUACUGGACGACAACUUCGCCUCCAUCGUCACCGGAGUGGAGGAGGGUCGCCUGAUCUUUGAUAACCUGAAGAAGUCCAUCGCCUACACGCUGACCAGCAACAUCCCCGAGAUCUCGCCCUUCCUCGUCUUCAUCCUCGCCAGCGUCCCGCUCCCCCUCGGCACCGUCACCAUCCUCUGCAUCGACCUGGGCACCGACAUGGUUCCUGCCAUUUCUCUGGCCUAUGAGAUGGCAGAGAGUGACAUCAUGAAGCGGCAGCCCCGCAACCCACAGACAGACAAGCUGGUCAACGAGCGACUCAUCAGUAUGGCCUAUGGACAGAUCGGCAUGAUCCAGGCUCUAGCAGGCUUCUUCACGUACUUUGUGAUCCUGGCGGAGAACGGCUUCCGGCCCAGUGUCCUGGUGGGCAAGAGACUGGAGUGGGACGACCGCGCCAACAACGAGGUGGAGGACUUCUACGGACAGCAAUGGACAUAUGAGCAGCGUAAGAUCGUGGAGUUCACGUGCCACACGGCGUUCUUCACGAGCAUCGUGGUGGUGCAGUGGGCCGACCUGAUCAUCUGCAAGACCAGGAGGAACUCGCUCUUCCAGCAGGGCAUGAAGAAUCGGAUCCUGAUCUUUGGCUUGUUUGCGGAGACGGCUCUGGCUGCUUUCCUCUCCUACUGUCCUGGCAUGGACGUGGCUCUCAGGAUGUACCCAUUAAAGGUGUCCUGGUGGUUCUGUGCGUUCCCCUACAGCCUCCUGAUCUUCAUCUACGAUGAGAUACGCAAGCUCAUCCUGCGCAGGAGGCCUGGAGGCUGGGUGGAGAUGGAAACAUACUAUUAAACCAAUCAGCACACCGUCCCUUCAACCAAUCAACAAUCAGCACACCGGCCCUUCUUCAGUAUACUGCUGUGUAGGCCAGCCUAUAUCUGUGAACAUCUCUCUGAGGGUGUGUGUGUGUGUGUGUGUGUGUGUGUGUGUGUGUGUGUGUGUGUGAGUGAGUGAGUGAGUCAGAAGGUCCUGGCUGGUGAAUCCUGAAUGCUGCCUCCACACAGUCAUGUGGCACAUGUAUGGAAACGCUGCAUUUGAAAUGUCCUGUGCAGCACGGACGCCACAUAUACAUGAGCCGUGUUUGCAAAAAUAAAGAAUUAAUUA